This is a messenger RNA of Lipotes vexillifer (Yangtze River dolphin), 1233 nucleotides long. Its product is annotated as zinc finger protein 558. Bases 1 to 1233 code for a protein of 410 amino acids. NCBI's taxonomy places the organism in Eukaryota, Metazoa, Chordata, Mammalia, Artiodactyla, Lipotidae. Gene Ontology annotation, cellular component: nucleoplasm. The transcript has 6 exons. Gene Ontology annotation, biological process: negative regulation of transcription by RNA polymerase II; regulation of cytokine production; regulation of immune system process. Gene Ontology annotation, molecular function: DNA-binding transcription repressor activity, RNA polymerase II-specific; RNA polymerase II cis-regulatory region sequence-specific DNA binding. The record is from RefSeq and is a predicted model, not a curated record.
AUGGCGACCAUGGUACUGUCCCCCACUUGUGCUCAGUCUUCCCCGUACCCAGCCUCUCACCAGAAAGGAUGCACAGAGGAGGAAGGGUUGGCUAAUGGCUUCCUGACAGAAUGGUUACAGGACUUGGUGAGUUUUGAGGAUGUGACUGUGGAGUUCACCCAGGAAGAGUGGGCACUGCUGGACCCUUCUCAGCGAACACUGUACAGAGAUGUGAUGCUGGAGAACUGCAGGAACCUGGCUUCACUUGGGUAUCAUGUUGAUAAACCCAGUCUGAUCUCCCAGUUGGAGCAAGAAGACAAGGUGAUGGCAGAGGAAACAGGAAUUCUUCCAGGCACCUGUCCAGAUUUGGAGACGGUACUUAAAGCAAAAUGGUUAACUCCUAAGAAGCACGUUUUUAGAAAAGAACAUUCUAAUGGUGUAAAAGUGGUAAGACUAACAUGGUUGAUUGCUGAGAGAAGUCAUCUGGGAGUGAAACUCAAUGAAUGUAAUCAGUGUUUUAAAGUCUUCAGCACAAAAUCUAACCUUACUCAGCACAAAAGAAUUCAUACUGGAGAAAAACCCUAUGACUGUAAUCAGUGUGGCAAAUCCUUCAGCAGUAGAUCCUACCUCACUAUUCAUAAGAGAAUACAUAAUGGGGAGAAGCCCUAUGGAUGCAAUGACUGUGGGAAAGCCUUCAAUGAUCCUUCCUCCCUCAGACUGCAUGUGAGAAUCCACACUGGAGAAAAACCCUACGAAUGUAACCAGUGUUUUCAUGUCUUCCGCACUAGUUGUAACCUCAAAAGCCACAAGAGAAUUCAUACGAGGGAGAAUCACCAUGAAUGUAAUCAGUGUGGCAAGGCCUUCAGCACGAGGUCCUCCCUUACUGGGCACAACAGUAUUCAUACAGGAGAGAAACCUUAUGAGUGCAGUGAUUGUGGGAAAACCUUUAGGAAGAGCUCAUAUCUCACACAGCAUAUGAGAACUCAUACUGGAGAAAAACCCUAUGAGUGUAAUCAGUGUGGAAAAUCCUUUAGCAGUAGCUUUUCUCUUACUGUGCACAAGAGAAUUCAUACCGGUGAGAAACCCUAUGAAUGCAGUAACUGUGGGAAAGCCUUUAAUAAUCUCUCAGCUGUUAAGAAACAUGUAAGAACUCACACUGGAGAAAAACCCUAUGAAUGUAAUCAUUGUGGGAAGUCUUUCACCACUAACUCUUACCUUUCUGUGCACAAGAGAAUCCAUAAUAGGUGGAUAUGA